This is a messenger RNA of Prorocentrum cordatum, 2076 nucleotides long. Lineage: Eukaryota; Dinophyceae; Prorocentrales; Prorocentraceae. The record is from the annotation of a GenBank genome assembly.
CCGAAUCGGGCGAUCGCAAGCGCGCUUCGCCUCCGUCGGCGUCACCGUCGCCGCCGUCUUGGCCGCGGUGCGUGCUGCUAUGCUCGGGAGCUGCUCCGCACUGCAGGGACCACCACACCCCUCCUCUGCCAGAGCCGCCGCCUCAACGAGACCCCGCGGCGCUCCGCGGCGCCCGACGGGGGUGCUCGGCGGCACGCGCGCUUGCCGCGCGCGCGCCCGCGCGGAUCGGUUCGCCCUGCCCGUCCAGAUCCGCUGGCCUACGCCGCGGGCAUGGCGGGCGCCGUCGCCGACGGCGUGCUCGUGGCGCUGGCCCAGUCCAAGAUGGGGCGCGCCCGGCGCCACGGCGCCUCCCGCGCGGCGGCGGCCCUGCAGGAGGAGCUCGCCCUCAUCGGCGCCGCCCUGGAGGCCGCCGACGGGGACGACGCGCGGGCGGUGCUGGCCGAGUUCUGGGAGGAGGCGGACGAGGCCCUCGCCCAGGCCUCAGUGUCUGCCGAUCCCGCGAUCGGCGAUCCGCGCGCAGUGAUCGGGGUCCAGGCCCUCGCCGCGCCCACCGCCACGGCGGCCGCGGCCCCGCCGCGGCCCGCGGGCGCGCUGGGGCUGGCGGGCCGGCCCGGCGCCGGGGCGGAGGUGCGCGCGGCCCUGCAGGCCGCCGUCGCCCGCGGCGACCGCGGCUGGCCCGCCGACGGCUGCCGCGAGAGCGCCGCCGCGCCGCCGGCGGCCUCGCAGGGCCCGCCGGCGCCGCGGGCGCCGCUGCCCACGCCCUGCCGGGGCGCGCAGGCGCCGGCCGAGGGCGGGGCGCCUGCCGCGGGCUGCCCGGCCGCGGCGCCGCGGGCGGGCGGCUUCCGGCCCGCCUCCGAGCUGCUGCCGCGGGCGCCGCCCGCGAGGCCCGAGGAGUGCAGGCCGCGCGUCUCCAUGGGCGACGUGUCUCGGUCCGUCUGCAGGGGCGGCGGCAGUGACGGCGGCGGGCCCCGCCCGGCGCGGGCCGGCGGCGGCGGGGCCGAGGGGAGGGGCCGGGACUGGUCCGACGAGUGGCUGCGCAUCGCCGACCCGGACCAGCUGGAGCGCAUCGUCCCCGCCCUCGAGGCCACGAUCCACCGCGCCAGCGGCGCCGACGCCGUCUCCCGUGCGGACAUCUCCGGCCUGGAGUUCGUCAAGUCGCAGAUCGAGGAGGUGCUGAUCUUGCCGCAGCUGCACCCGCACCUCUUCGCCUCCGCGCUCACGCGCCCCGCCCGUGGGCUUCUCCUCUUCGGACCCCCCGGCACAGGGAAGACGCUGCUGGCCAGAUGGAUUGCGAGCGAGUGCGGGGCGACCUUCUUCAACGUCAACGCCUCCAGCGUCCUGUCGAAGUGGAUCGGCGAGGCGGAGAAGACCGUGAAGGCACUUUUCCGGCUGGCCGCCGAGCGGCAGCCCUCGGUCAUCUUCAUCGACGAGAUCGACUCGCUGCUCAGUCAGCGCCGCGACGCGGACAACGAGUCCUCCCGCCGCGUCAAGAACGAGUUCCUCACCAGCCUGGAGGGCGCCGAGACCUCCUCGCAGGAGAAGCUGCUGCUCGUGGGCGCCACGAACAUGCCCUGGGAGCUCGACCCUGCCGCGCUGCGCCGGCUGCCGAAGCGGCUCUACGUGCCGCUGCCCGGGCGGGGCGCGCGGGAGGCGCUGCUGCGCCGUCAGCUGGCGAGGCACAACGUGGACUCCGGCCUCCGGGGCGCGCUGCGCGAGGAGGACCUCGCCGACGUCGCGGCGCCCGAGGCACGCACGGCGGGCUAUUCCGGCUCGGACCUGCAGACGCUGCUGCAGGAGGUGGCCAUGGGCCCCGUGCGCGAGGCGAGCGCGGCGCUGCUGCGCCGCAAGCGCCCGCGCCUGGAGGAGGGGGAGCCCAGGGGCAGCGGCGCGGAGGCGGCGAGGCCGCGCGAUAUCGAGCGGCGCGAUUUCGAGUGCGCCAUGCGGCGGGUGAAGCCGAGCUUCAACAGCGCCGAGGAGCUGAAGCACCGCGAGUUCAACGAGGAGCACGGCACCUGCCGGGGGGAGGACGCCAUGCGCGACGCCGACAGCGACGGCCCGCAGGGCGACGAAGGGUGA